Varanus komodoensis (Komodo dragon) is the source of this 6075-nucleotide messenger RNA. It is a transcript of the gene FGFR1, whose product is annotated as fibroblast growth factor receptor 1. Lineage: Eukaryota; Metazoa; Chordata; Lepidosauria; Squamata; Varanidae. Gene Ontology annotation, cellular component: membrane; signaling receptor complex. Gene Ontology annotation, molecular function: ATP binding; fibroblast growth factor binding; fibroblast growth factor receptor activity. Gene Ontology annotation, biological process: positive regulation of kinase activity; positive regulation of cell population proliferation; positive regulation of cell differentiation. Bases 1104 to 3572 code for a protein of 822 amino acids. The transcript is spliced from 17 exons. The record is from RefSeq and is a predicted model, not a curated record.
ACAUAAGAGAAAGAAGACAGUAUGCUUUGCUUCCACAAAGUUGGAAUAGCCUAGUUAUACUCAUUAAUCUUUCCAAAAAGACGCAUGACGGGCCAGUACUUGCAUUGGGCUUGUCAGUUUUGCUUCUCUUGAAGUGGCUGUAAACAUUUGCCCGAAAAUGUACUGGAGAAGCUGAACUUGGCCAACAGAACCCUUCUGCACUGGAGGAAAGGAUGAUAGAAAUCCUUGGGCUUGUUUAGCAUGCAUGUUUUAUCAUAUGAUGAUUGGCAGGGGUAAAUAGACCAUUGCAGGUGGAAUACUCUGUAAACAGCAGGCAGCUAUGGAUAGAAUUCCAACAUACCCACAAUGGACAAUUUGUUUUUAUUAAUGGAGUAUGUCUUAUUAAUGACAGGACGUUUUGGAGGGUGUCCAUUCAUAAGGUCACCAUAAGGCAGCGAUGACUUGAUGGUUCUUAAGAACUAAUGUAUGUAGUUUGUUUGGUCCUAACAAAGGUUGUAGGUUACAGUUACUGGUAGAACUGAGCUGGUGUGUGUGAUCAGAUAGAGGCCAGUUGUCACUUUAACUGUUUGCUUUCUCCCAAAGUAUUCUGGGGAUUUAAGUUUAGAGAUGAGCCGAUGGUUCUGUUUAGAGGUGGAUGAGUAUCUCCCUUGCAGAACUGCAGUUCCCAGUUUUCUGUGGUGUGAAUGUCCCCCUUUAUGUCUGAAAAAUCCAAAGUGUGUCAUUGCGUUAAUCUAUUAGAGCAAGCACAGCACAAAUUAAGGUAGCCAUGUGUCCUCUUUUAAAGAGGUCCAUCCUCAGUCUGAAGGGACUCUCUAUUUGAAGAACAGGGUUUAUCUCGUCAUGUAUUCAUUAGGAUUUAUAAGCGGCUACCUUGAUGCAAGGAGCCCCGAUCUUGGUGAAGGAAGUGACUGUAGCGCAUCUGACUUCCUGUACGUUAAUUCUCUCGUUUUCUGACCAACAGCACUUGGAAGCCUGCGCGCUGGAGAGCAAGUGACUGAGGAGGACGCUUGGGAAAGACGCCCCUCCCGUUUCUCAGGCGCCCAAGCUCCACGCCCUCAUGGAGUCUGAGAGCUCAGUCACCAACCAGUAGCAGCAGAACUGGGAUGUUUACGUGGAAGUGCCUCAUCCUUUGGGCUGUGCUGGUCACAGCCACGCUGUCUUCUGCAAGACCAGCACAAACCCUGCCAGAGCAAGCUCUGCCCAAAACAAGCAUUGAAGUGGAGUCCCACUCAGCUCACCCUGGAGACCUCCUCCAGUUGCGCUGCAGGUUGCGGGAUGAUGUUCAGAGCAUCAACUGGGUCCGAGACGGGGUCCAGCUCUCAGAAAACAACCGGACGCGCAUCACAGGGGAGGAGGUGGAGGUCAGGGAUGCCGUCCCCGAGGACUCCGGGCUUUAUGCUUGCAUGACCAACAGCCCCUCGGGCAGUGAGACCACCUACUUCUCCGUGAACAUCUCAGAUGCUCUUCCUUCUGCCGAAGAUGACGACGACGACGAUGAUUCCUCCUCGGAGGAGAAGGAAGCCGAUAACUCCAGACCGAACCAAGCCAUCCCGCCUUACUGGACGUACCCUGAGAAGAUGGAAAAGAAGCUCCACGCGGUUCCUGCUGCCAAGACUGUAAAGUUUCGGUGCCCGUCCAGUGGGACACCCACCCCGACCUUGCGCUGGCUGAAGAACGGCAGGGAGUUCAAACCUGACCAUCGUAUUGGUGGAUACAAGGUCCGUCAUGCCACCUGGAGCAUCAUCAUGGACUCGGUUGUGCCGUCAGACAAAGGCAAUUACACGUGUCUCGUGGAGAACAGAUACGGCACCAUCAACCACACCUACCAGCUUGACGUUGUUGAGAGGUCCCCUCACCGGCCUAUUUUACAAGCUGGGCUCCCUGCAAACAAGACCGUCUCCUUGGGUAGCAAUGUGGAAUUUGUUUGCAAGGUCUACAGUGAUCCUCAGCCUCACAUCCAGUGGCUGAAACACAUUGAGGUCAAUGGGAGCAGAAUUGGACCAAAUAACCUGCCGUACGUGCAGGUCUUGAAGCACUCGGGAAUUAAUAGCUCCGAUGCGGAGGUGCUGACCCUGUAUAAUGUGACAGAGGCUGAGAGCGGGGAGUAUGUUUGUAAGGUUUCCAAUUAUAUUGGUGAGGCUAACCAGUCUGCGUGGCUGACCGUCACCAGACCCAUGGCUGAAGCCAUUGAAGACAAGCCCGCCAUGAUGACCUCCCCCCUGUACCUGGAGAUCAUUAUUUACUGCACGGGGGGCUUCCUCAUCUCCUGCAUGAUCGUGACCGUCAUCAUAUACAAGAUGAAGAGCACCACCAAGAAGACGGACUUCAACAGCCAGCUGGCUGUGCACAAGCUAGCCAAGAGCAUCCCACUCCGCAGACAGGUAACAGUAUCAGCUGACUCAAGUUCCUCCAUGAACUCGGGCGUAAUGCUGGUGCGCCCCUCGCGGCUGUCCUCCAGCGGGACCCCAAUGCUGACAGGGGUGUCUGAAUACGAGCUCCCAGAAGACCCCCGGUGGGAGCUGCCCCGAGACAGGUUGAUUCUAGGGAAACCACUGGGAGAAGGUUGCUUUGGACAGGUGGUGCUGGCUGAGGCGAUAGGUCUGGACAAGGACAAGCCAAACCGAGUGACUAAAGUGGCGGUGAAGAUGCUGAAAUCUGAUGCUACCGAAAAAGAUCUAUCUGACUUGAUCUCUGAGAUGGAGAUGAUGAAGAUGAUUGGCAAGCACAAGAACAUCAUCAACCUCCUUGGAGCGUGUACCCAGGAUGGUCCGCUCUAUGUAAUAGUUGAGUACGCCUCCAAAGGGAACCUGAGGGAAUACCUGCAGGCUCGGCGCCCCCCAGGCAUGGAAUACUGCUACAACCCCACCCACAUCCCCGAAGAGCAGCUGUCUUUCAAAGACUUGGUGUCCUGUGCAUACCAGGUUGCGCGGGGCAUGGAAUACCUGGCAUCCAAAAAGUGCAUCCACCGCGAUCUGGCUGCCAGAAACGUGCUGGUGACGGAAGACAGUGUGAUGAAGAUCGCUGACUUUGGCCUGGCUCGGGACAUUCAUCACAUAGACUAUUAUAAGAAGACCACAAACGGCCGCCUGCCGGUGAAAUGGAUGGCCCCCGAAGCUCUGUUUGACAGAAUAUAUACUCAUCAGAGUGACGUGUGGUCCUUCGGCGUCCUCUUGUGGGAGAUCUUCACGCUGGGUGGAUCACCGUACCCAGGGGUGCCCGUGGAGGAGCUCUUCAAAUUGCUCAAAGAGGGGCAUCGGAUGGACAAGCCCAGCAAUUGCACCAGCGAGCUGUACAUGAUGAUGCGAGACUGCUGGCAUGCCGUUCCCUCGCAGAGACCGACAUUUAAGCAGCUGGUGGAAGACCUGGAUAGGAUCGUGGCCAUGACCUCCAACCAGGAAUAUCUGGACCUCUCCAUGCCAUUGGACCAGUAUUCUCCCAGUUUUCCAGACACCCGUAGCUCGACCUGCUCUUCGGGGGAGGACUCGGUGUUUUCCCACGAUCCCCUUCCUGACGAGCCUUGCCUUCCCAAGCACCCCCCUCAGCUUUCCAAUGGCGGACUCAAGAGGCGCUGAAGCGGUGGCUCCCCAGGACAUGUGCAAGCCCUCUGCGCAUGCAUGUGCGGCAUGCAAGCGUGACCGAGUGAACCUUCUCGCGUAUGUGUGUGCACCUCUGUCCCAGCUAGACUGGUGGCAGAGUGCCACUGCGGGCAGCUACCCCGUCACCCUUGAGCUGUUGCGUUACAGACCUGUAGAGACUUCCAUCCCGAAUAACCAGCCCUCCCACUGCUGCUGUCUCCUCAGAGCUGCCAUUACCGCAAGCCCCCGACCUACGGAAGAGGCGUUCGUAGGGAAUCUGGGCUUGGAUCCUCCCUGUGGAUUAAGUUGAAUUGUGUCAUUUCCCCCCCCUCUCCACCUUUUGGCCAGUGUCUAAAAAACAAAAAAAGGAGUCCCAGAUGCUGUUCCAGACAGCGGCGUUUGAGAAGGAUUCUGGGAAGAAUCACAUUCCUAAGAAGAGGAGGAGCUUCUCUGCUCUCUCUUUCUUACUUGCAAAGCUAAGCAGUUCGACCUCUGACAGCUCAAUAAGCUAGCAGGAGAGCUGACGUGUGAAGCCGGGGCCGGCAGGACGUCCCCGAUCCGGCUGCAAACUGGAAAGUCUUAAAGCUCACGUGUGCCUCAGCCUGGAAUCCAUACCUGGGACCGGUUCCUAAUCCCAGCCCUCUUAAAGCGCGAUCCUGUGGACGUGCAUUCUGAAGAGCCAGCCCCGCUUUUUUCCGCGGGCCUUGCUUUUGGAAAAGCGUUCAUAGGAUCGCAGCCUUAACUGGCGCGUUGCUGACCAAAUGUGGAAAAGACCAGGUACAAAGCAGAGCGAGAUCCUUCAUAGCUCUGACAGUGAGUCGAGAGGUGGCCAAUGAAAGCAGUGCUCAGAAGAGAAUAGCAAAAUUAAAAUUGUGUGUACAUAGCUGCAAAAUGUAUAAAUAUGAAUUAUAUAUUUACGUGUCUUUUUUUUAAUGGUGGUUACCAGAGAUAAUAUCACUUUGGUAGUAAGUUACUAGUGGCUGGUAGGUAUCAGUUGCUAUAAAAACAAAUCAUAUAUUUUGCUACAUUUGCUGGGGGAUUUUUGUUCGGGUUUUUUUUUUUUAAAUUAUGUUCUAAAACUUAUUUCAAUCUAGGUACUUCAUUAAAAUUGCUGCUGCUUCAGUUUUAUAUGGGGUUAUAUUAACAGUGAUUUUGUCGGUAAUGUUGGAGAGAUGUAGUCACGAGAUGACCCCUCCUCCCCGCCCUUCCGCAUCAGCCACUGCCGUUACCUUCCGCUCUGGCCCCCGCCUUUGCUCACCGAGGGACUCAGUGUUGCCUUUGGACUCGGGGCCCAGUCCGAGGUCCUCAACCUACAGGGUCUCGCACCACAGUAUUGCAAGAAAGGGUGGUUCCUUGUUAGGUUCGGAAUUCCUGGAUUCUUGACCCAGUGAUGGAGUUAGGAAGCACACUGGCCCAGUGAGUUGGGGGACACCCCCUUUUCUGGCCUCCUCAGAAGACAUUUAUUCUUUGCAGGUAGAAACGGAUCCCAGCCUCUGGAGGGCGGGAACCUGGUCUCGCCGGCUCAGAUUCGGCUUCCGUUCGGUUUGAGGGACCAAGAGCAAGGCCAGCGGAUGCCUUGCGGUACGCCUCUUGCCCGUCCCCCGCGAGUGCCAAAGAGGAAUUCUGUGAGUGCCGCACGGCAGACCGUGGGCACCUGCGCGGCAUCCCUUCUUUCUACGAAAGGAGCCUGAUGCCGUGGGGGAACUCUGCCUUUCCUCUUCAGGGCUCCUCUUUCUCAUUCGAAGGAGCCACCUGGGUGAAAGUGCGGUACACGUCCCCAUUCCUUUCCAGAGAUGUUGUGGAGACUUUUCAGAGCUGCAGAGUUGCUCUUCCUCCUUCCCCAGCCUCUUUCCACCCCUCUGUCCCCCUUAAUCAGAGGGAAUCGCAACUGUGCCGUGUGGGAGGGGGGCAGACCUACCCCCUUCGUGGUGUUUUGGACCAGCACUUGCAUUAUGAGCGACCUGGCACCUUUCCUUUGAUGGUGGACUGCACCUCUCCAUCAUCCUUAGCCCACAUGGCCAAGAGCUGUGCUGGCUGGGGAUGCUAGGAGUUGUAGUACCAUACAUCUGGGAGUCACGAGGUUGAGCAUAGGCACACAUCUUCACCUCUGGAAUCAAUAUGACCAUUGGAUGCAGAUCCAACACGCAGACUCCCAAGUGCUCUUUCCUCCCCUCUUGCAGGAUGACCCCACCCUCCCCAGUCUAUGAAACCAGGGGUUCCCUCCUUGGUACAGAAGGGCCAGAGCCGUGUCAUUCGUACUUGAAAGCAUGUCCUGCCUUUGUAUGGAGUUGGAUUAUUGUGUUUUUUUAAAAAAAAAAUCUGUAAUGAAUUUGGAAUUCUUGUAAUUUAUUUUUUAAAAACAAAGAUUUUAACAGAGAGUCCUGGAACUAUCCUGACAAAAGCCGAUAUUCCUGUUGCUUCCCUUUUGUGUGCCUUUUUUUCUCCAGAAUCUUACGGGGGGAAAUGAGAAUAAAUGAUACACAUUUAUGUCAAAAUGGCA